Molecule: messenger RNA, 3184 nt
Organism: Xyrauchen texanus (razorback sucker)
Lineage: Eukaryota; Metazoa; Chordata; Actinopteri; Cypriniformes; Catostomidae
Gene: slc1a2b
Product: solute carrier family 1 member 2b
Exons: 11
Coding region: 175-1857 (560 amino acids)
Biological process (GO): L-glutamate transmembrane transport
Cellular component (GO): plasma membrane
Molecular function (GO): neutral L-amino acid transmembrane transporter activity; L-glutamate transmembrane transporter activity; glutamate:sodium symporter activity
Source: RefSeq, a predicted model, not a curated record
CUGUAGAUGUGCUCGGAGCACCGGAUUAUCCAAACAGAACGCUGAACGUGCAUCUCUUCCCACUGCGCGCUCCCAACGUGUCACAUCUCACCAAAGUGCAUGAGAGAAACCGAGCAGAGAGUGAAGAAUACACGAACCCUUUCUUGAAUCUGCCAGGUUGACAGCAAAGACAGCAUGCCGAAGCACGUGGAGGUACGAAUGCACGAAAGCCACCUGGAGCCCAUCGAAGCCCGGCCGCGCUCCAAAUUGGGUACAAUAUGCCAGAAGUUGUGCAAGAACCUGCUGCUCACGCUAACUGUGUUGGGUGUGAUUUUGGGAGCUGUCUCUGGUUCGCUGCUGCGUUUUGCUUCCCCCAUCGAUGACAACAUCGUCAUGGUAAUUGCCUUCCCUGGAGAUAUUCUAAUGAGGAUGCUAAAAAUGCUCAUCCUUCCCUUAAUUAUCUCCAGCUUAAUCACAGGUCUCGCUGGUCUGGAUGCAAAAUCGAGUGGUCGAUUGGGUUCUAGAGCCAUGAUCUAUUAUAUGUCCACUACUGUCAUUGCUGCUGUGCUGGGAGUUAUCCUGGUCUUGCUCAUUCACCCUGGAAAUCCAAAACUGAAGGAAAAUCUAGGAGAAGGAGCAAAGAAUGAUGAGGUCUCCAGUCUUGAUGCCUUUUUUGACCUUAUCAGAAACCUGUUCCCGGAGAACUUGGUUCAGGCUUGCUUCCAGCAGAUCCAGACUGUUGUGAAAAAGGAAGAAGUUCAACCUGAUUUUGACGACAACAACAGCAGCACGGUUGACUACCUCUUAAACGCCACGAAACCUCCACCCAUUUACAUAGACAAGAAAUCCCUGCAGUAUAAGAGUGGAAUGAAUGUUUUGGGUGUAAUUGGAUUCUUCAUUGCCUUUGGUAUUUGUAUGGGCAAGAUGGGAGAGAAAGCCAGACUCAUGAUUGAAUUCUUCAACAUUCUCAAUGAGAUUGUCAUGAAGCUGGUUAUUAUGAUCAUGUGGUACUCACCCUUUGGUAUCGCCUGCUUGAUCUGUGGGAAGAUCAUCUCCAUUAAAGAUCUGGAAGUGGUGGCGAGGCAGCUGGGGAUGUACAUGGUGACCGUUAUCGUUGGUCUGAUCAUCCAUGGCGCCAUAUUCCUGCCUUGCAUCUAUUUUGCAAUUGUAAGGAAAAAUCCCUUCUCGUUCUUCAUGGGGAUCUUCCAGGCCUGGAUCACAGCUCUGGGCACAGCUUCGAGUGCUGGCACUCUUCCCGUCACGUUCCGUUGUCUUGAGGAGAACCUGGGCAUUGACAAGAGAGUCACGCGUUUUGUGCUUCCAGUUGGAGCAACGAUUAACAUGGAUGGAACGGCACUCUAUGAGGCUGUGGCUGCCAUUUUUAUUGCCCAGAUGAAUGGAAUUGACUUAGAUCCUGGUCAGAUCAUCACUGUCAGUCUUACAGCAACACUUGCCAGUGUUGGAGCGGCCAGUAUUCCCAGUGCUGGUCUGGUCACAAUGUUGCUCAUUCUGACAGCAGUUGGGCUGCCCACUCAAGACAUCAGUCUGCUAGUAGCUGUUGACUGGCUUCUGGAUCGUUUCCGUACCUCAGUCAAUGUAGUUGGAGACUCGUAUGGAGCUGGUAUUGUGUACCACCUGUCCAAGGCGGAGCUGGAUGCCCUGGAUGCCCAGCACGGGAAGUCCGAUGACAUUGAGAUGAUGACCAAGACCCAGUCCUACUACGAUGACCUCAAAAACCAUCACGAAAACAACUCCAACCAGUGCGUCUUUGCUGCUCAAAAUUCAGUCUUGGUAGAUGAUUGCAAGGUAACCUUGGCAGCCACAAACGGCUCAGCUGCAGAGUAUACACUUGAGGAAGAACCGCGGAAAAACAAUUAAUGCAAGCACACAGACCCCCGGCACCCAAAAUGUGGAAAAAAACAGACCUAUUGUCAUGCACAAAUGAUGGGUUUUGUAGUUUGUUUGUUUUGUUUUUUAUCCAUUUUUUAACAUGUUUAACAAUAUAUUCUGGUUGUCUGAAGUAACACAAGAUUAUGAGGCCAAAAGCUCACACAUGCAGCUGAAGUGAUAAUAUGAGGCAGUUAUGUAAAUUAUUCAUGAUGCUAAUAUAUGUAAAUAUAUAUAUGAAAUUCCAAAUCUAUGUAUGGUGUGGAAGGGUUUUUCAUCAGGGGAAAAUUUACAAAUAACUCCAUUCACUAGAUUUAUUUCAUGCAGAGUCAUUACCCUACCAGCUGCUCUUGAUAUGAACAGAAUCAAAAAAAAUAACAGAAAGCACCCCAUUCGUCUGCCUUUAGUUCCUUUUGCCUCAUACUAAGACAAAUGAAAUACCUUGCACAACACCUCUUUCUUCAAACAAAUAUUUAAGCAUUACUCUCAUAGAGUAAUGUGGUGUUGCUAGGAUACAAAUGUAGAGAUGGAGGCGACUGCAGACAGAUGGAACUUAAAGCACAAGCAUGUUUAGACGUAAACCCUCCCCCUCCGCUUUAUCACAUUGCUCAGAGGGGUGGGAUUAUUUGUAUUCUGUCAAGAAUAGAAUGGUUGAUAGGGUGUUGCUUAUUAACUGUAUGUUGGAGAGCCUGUAGCACACAUACACAAAAGCAAAAGAUCCUUUCAAGCACAUUAUCAGUCUACCAUUUAAGGUCUUUAAAAAGCCCUUAACCUCAUUCAGAUUUACUGAAAUAUAAUAAAAUAUGCAAUGUGCGCCUUAUUUUAAGUUCAUGUAAAAGCACAAACUGUCUAUUUUUGUUGUACAACCAAAACAAAGCCUGUGCAUGUGCAUGUCAUACACCAGUGUGAAAAACAGUUUAUGGAACUCUCUACAUUCCUGAACAGCAUCUUUUUAAAUUGCAUUAUUUUAUACACCGUUUUGUGGUAAACCUAUGAAGGUAAAAUUUUAUUUAUUAAUUAAAAAAAAGUAGAAAUACGUUUUGUAAAGGUGCAAAUUAAGUUGCAAGUGUAAGUAACAAAUAUUAGCAAUAGUGUAAUUCAUGUGUUGUGAAUCUGUAAUUUCAUAUUAAUUCAAAGUAAAUGUGUUAUGUGGUAUAAAUGUGUGUAUUCAUCUGCCUUAAUUUUUUUUUGCGCUUACACAUCAAAAUGUGGCCAAAAACACUGCAAGCCUGCAAUCAGAGAUAUGUAUGCAAAGAAAGGGUGUCAUGAACAUCAAAAUGCAUAGAAUCAGUCUGUAUGAGUAAAAUAAACUACUGCA